This is a messenger RNA of Trichomonas vaginalis G3, 1458 nucleotides long. RefSeq lists its product as uncharacterized. Bases 1 to 1458 code for a protein of 485 amino acids. The transcript has a single exon. Lineage: Eukaryota; Parabasalia; Trichomonadida; Trichomonadidae. The record is from RefSeq and is a predicted model, not a curated record.
AUGAAUGAAGGUCCGAUGGAAAACUUAUCCAUUGAUGAAACAAUUGCUAAUCUAAUGGACUCUUCUGAGUUCGAAAUCAAUAGCCAAAAUAGAAGGAAAGGAAGAUUAAUAGAACUUUAUGAUAUCCAGGAAGAAAUUGAAAAAAGAUUUACGAGAUUAAAUGCAUAUGCAAAGAAAUUAGCAGAUACAAAGCAACAACUUGAUAAAGAGCGUAAUGAUUAUGGAAUUGAACUUCUAAACAAAAUCAAUCAGAUUGAAUCACAAGAAAAUGCAGCAGAAAUUAAAAUAAAACAGCUUAAACGAGAAUUAGACGAUACAGAGUCUCAUAUUUCAGAAAUGGAACUUCAAAAAAUAUCAACCGAACAAAAAAUUCGAAAACUUGAAGAAAAUUGUACAACAUCUGAAGCUCGUCUAAUUACAGUUACCCCAAUAGAUGAAGACAAACUAAAUCAAGAUAAUAUUACCCCGAUCAUCGAGGAAAUAAAAUCAAUACAAACUUUAAUCAAAGAAACGAAACAACAUUCUAAACAGAUUAGCGAUGUUAUACAAUCUCAUGCGAAAGACAUAGCAUUUACUAGGAAAGAAGCUCAAAAAGAAAUCAAUCACGCAGAAAAAUACUCAAGAGUCAUUGCUAAUGAAAAAACAAGAUUUAAAGAACUUUCAAGCAAUGAAAAUUUGAAGUCAGAAUCAUUUUCGUCUAAAAGGAAUCAAAUUCUCGAGCAUAAAGAUCAAAUGAGGAACGAUAUCGAUAAUAUUAACAGUAACAUGGGAAUUAUCAUUGCAAAAAUAAAUAAACUAAACGAAGAUGAACAGAAAAUCAAAUUAGAUAUUGAAAAGAAACAAAAAAUUAAUGAUGAUUUGAAUUCUAAACUUGAAAAACGAAAAAAUGAUUUGUCAUUAAUGCAAAACAAGAUAAAAUCAGCUAGAUCAGAAAUGAACAGAAGAAAGAGACAUAAAAAAGAAAAUUUAUUGAGAAUUAUUGAUUUAUCUUCUCAAUUAGAAAUAACUCGAUCAACACAAAAGGUAGUGAAUGGAGAAAUGGAAAAGAUGCUUGAACACAGAAUGAACAUCCAGCAGAAACUUGAAGAAGCCGAAAAUGAUUAUAAAAUUUAUGAAAUGGAUGAAGAUGAGUUAAAAGAUCAUCUAAAUUACGUCGAAACACAAAUGAUGAUUGCUGAAUCAGACAAAAAUAGCAUAAUGGCAGAGUUACAAAGGCUUAGACAACAAAAACGUUAUGAAAUGAAAGAUUUAAGUUUGAAAUUUAUUAAAGCAUCACGAGUUUGCGAUGAAAUCGUGAUAAAAGAAAAGAUUGAAUUAGAGAUAUUGUCCAAACUAGUAGAAUCAAAGAGAGAUCUUGUGAAAAUAAAAAGAUUAAAGAUUAAUAUCCUUAAAAAUAAAUUAAAUGACCUGACAUCCAAACAGAACAUAGUUGAUGAUCCAAGUAUUCACAAAACUUAA